This is a messenger RNA of Salvelinus namaycush (lake trout), 3593 nucleotides long. RefSeq names its product abl interactor 1-like. Gene Ontology annotation, cellular component: lamellipodium; intracellular anatomical structure. Gene Ontology annotation, molecular function: SH3 domain binding. The coding region runs from base 17 to 1498 and encodes 493 amino acids. The transcript is spliced from 10 exons. The record is from RefSeq and is a predicted model, not a curated record. NCBI's taxonomy places the organism in Eukaryota, Metazoa, Chordata, Actinopteri, Salmoniformes, Salmonidae.
UGCAGAGGGAUGUAAGAUGGCAGAGCUACAAAUGUUGCUAGAGGAAGAAAUUCCGGCCGGUAAACGAGCGCUUGUGGAAAGCUACCAAAAUCUAUCGAGGGUUGCAGAAUACUGUGAAAACAAUUAUGUACAGGCCCAGGACAAGAGGAAAGCUCUGGAGGAGACCAAAGCCUACACCACCCAGUCCCUGGCCAGCGUGGCCUACCAGAUCAAUGCCUUAGCCAACAACGUGCUGCAGCUGCUGGACAUCCAGGCCUCACAGCUGCGCCGAAUGGAGUCCUCCAUCAACCACAUCUCUCAGACGGUGGACAUACACAAGGAGAAGGUGGCGAGGCGAGAGAUUGGCAUCCUGACCACCAAUAAGAACACGUCGCGCACGCACAAGAUCAUUGCCCCUGGCAACAUGGAGCGGCCGGUCCGGUACAUCAGGAAGCCCAUUGACUACACGCUGCUGGACGACGUGGGCCACGGUGUCAAACAACAAGGGAUCAACCAACCAACGAGGGGAGGAGGAGGAGGAGGGACAUUAUCCAGGACCAAUCCACCCACACAGAAACCCCCGAGCCCGCCCAUGGCUGGUCGUGGGACUCUUGGGCGAAACACCUCCUAUAAGACCCUGGAGCCAGUCAAGCCGCCAACCGUCCCCAACGACUAUAUGACCAGCCCUGCUCGACUAGGCAGUCAGCACAGCCCUGCACGCACAGCCUCCCUCAACCAGAGACCCAGAACACACAGUGGCAGCAGUGGGGGUAGCGGGGGGCGAGAGAACAGCGGUGGCAGCAGCAUUAGUGUUCCUCUGGCCGUGCCCACGCCCUCCCCUCCCAGCCUGGGACCAGCAGCGGCCCACCAAGGCCCAGGCCUGGGUCCCAUCCCUAUGGCCCAGUUUGGCACCAUCUCACGACAGGUCUCCCGCCACAACUCAACCACUUCCUCAGCCUCCAUGGUGUCGGCCACGGGUACCUACCGCCGGGCGCCCUCCGGCAGCUCCCAUUUCUCCAUGUCCCAGCAGCCCCACCUCAACGGGGGCCCUGCCUACUCCCAGAACUCAGUGUCUGUAGCUCCUCCUCCUCCUAUGGUCCAGCUGACUCCUCAGAUCCCUCUGACCGGCUUUGUGGCCAGAGUGCAGGAGACCAUUACAGACGACCCGGCCCCCCCUCCACCGCCCCCUCCCGAGGACGUGGUCAUGUUUGACGAGCCCUCGCCCCCUCCCCCGCCCCCUCCCGUGGACUACCAGGGGGAUGAGGAGGCGGCCGUAGUGCACUACAAUGACCCCUACUCUGACCGAGACCCCCACUGGGCCCCCAAGGCCUACGCAGAGAAGGUGGUGGCCAUUUAUGACUACUCCAAGGAUAAGGAGGACGAGCUGUCCUUCAUGGAGGGCUCCAUCAUCUACAUCAUCAAGAAGAACGACGAUGGCUGGUACGAGGGCGUAUGCAACGGCGUCACCGGCCUCUUCCCCGGCAACUACGUAGAGUCCAUCAUGCACUACACAGACUAAGGGCGGCCAUUUUGAAUGAGAAAAAAACGCCAAGAUGUUACCAAAAAAAACAACCAUUUUGAAUCAAAUGCUGUGUUUAGUAUUUGAAACGAUAACGUAGGUUUUAGUAAGAUGUUGUUUUUUUGGGGGGGGAAGCCCGCCACAACUCUUAUCCACACAGCAAAAUAUACAAUAAUAAAACAAACAUAAAGAAGUGCAUUAGGACAUGACCGAAUGUUUGUUUUUGUCCAAAUCGCAGAUGUUAAAAAGAAGCAAAAUAGUAUAUUUACUAUGCUACAUGUUGAAGGGAGGGGUGGGGAGCUGGGCCAUGGGACAGGGAAUAGGGGAAGGCAAAAAGAUAUGAAUGUGAUUUUUCUUAUUUCUGAUGAUAUUUUGUUUUUGUUAUAUAACUUGUAUAUACUGUAAUGUGUGAAGCUGACAGUUGGUUUGUCAGUAGUGUGUUUUACCUGUGAGUUUUCAUCUGCGUCUUUUGAGUGGUCAACAGCAAGCCAAGUUGUGCCAGAUACAGAUGGUUUAACUCAAUCAUAUUCUGUCGUUGUGUUUCGGGUAUUAUUUUCUUUUUCUCUUUUAGUGCCAUUUCUACCCUAGGCUCGGCCAAUUGUCACUUGAUAAGAUUUUUUUUUUUUUAUGUGGAAAAUAAAUUGUAUCUUACUUAUUUUUUUAUGCUGUCAGGCUACUGUAGAAAAUGGUUCCUGAAAUGUGCUCGCUUCAAAUGGCAAAGAAACGGAUUAUUGUACUUUUGUUCCAUCAUGGUUCCAUUGUGUUGGAAUGUCUGCUUAGUUCCCCAUUUGCUUUUUAUACUACUUCAAUUUAUAUGGUUUUGAUUGGGACACCCGGGUUGCGUUCAGGCUAUCCAACCGUUGCGUUAUCGUUUUUAGUUAUAUCAUCCUGGGUUUGUCAGUGGGGUCUGGAUAGGUGCUUAUCUUUGGUGCUUGAUAACAAUUAUCACCUUCCAUUAUCAACACAACCUCAAAACAAGGACGCAAGGCUGUCAAAGAACGGUAUAGGCUGCUAGCCUACCUUAUUGAGCAGUACAGGGUGAUUUGUAACAAUGCUAAAUGUUCUAUCUUGAACGUACCCUUGCUCUAUCCUUUCUAUCACAGUGGAUGUAGACAAUUUAGCAGUGCAUUGUUAUCUCAAAUGUACUAAAACGAUGGGUUACGGCGAUGACCGUGGGUUACGGCGAUGACCGUGGGUUACGGCGAUGACCAUGGGUUACGGCGAUGGCCAUAGGUUACGGUGAUGACCAUGGGUUACGGUGAUGACCAUGGGUUACGUCGAUGGCACCAUGAAGUAGACAUGCCGCACAGACAAAGGUAUGUUAAAGCUUGGACGUGCAGACCAUUUAAUGUCAACAUAAUCAACAUGACCAUUAUUCAACCUCAAUGUAUGCAUGACUACAUGAAUACAUCAACAAAAAACAUUUUUUUAUUGUGAAUAAUAAUUUGCCACAACAUCCAGUUAUUGAUUGUACUUUUAACUUUUCCAUCAGAGGUCAAUUUUGUGAGAAACAACUUUUUUUUUACCUAAGCAUUUCCAGCACUGCAAUUGAUUGUUUUGAAAGAGUGUCUGAGACUGCCGGUCAUGGUUUGGUAGCAGUUUGGAUUUUGAUUUAUUUAUAUUUUCCUAGAAAGAUAUUAUUAGACAACCACUAUGUUUACCACUAAAACGUGAAACACUUCGGGGCUCCACAAUGCGCCUUGAUUUGAAGUCUGUUUUAUUAGAUGAAAUGUGGGGAAAGUGUUUAUCUGUAACUUAACUGUUCAUGGGAACAGAAUGUGAUAUUUCUCGUCUCGUCUCUUGGGGCUCUAUCCGAUCUGGAAAGCUGAAGCGUUACAGAUGCCGUAAUAGAAAUUGAAAGGGAAUCUCUGAUUGAGCCGAUAAUAUGCAGUGUUUUGCUGUGAAUGCCGUCUCCGAUUGAGACGAUAUAUGCAGUGUUUAUCGUGAAUGGCGUCUUCGCUAAAGUGGGAACAUUGCCUUCUUGCUGUAAAGCUGAACUUCCGAUGCGGAUCGAAUAGAGCCCCUGGUUUGUAUAUAUAAUGUGUUCAUUUACAUUCAUGUACAGUCUUUUUUGUAAUAAACAGCUCACCGAAAC